CUAGCUCCUUUAGAAAUAGAAGCACGCGGAGAAAAAGCACAGCUCGCUUAUCAAAGAGCUCUUAAAGAUGGAGCUGUUAAUGUUUACCGUGGUCGAGUAUUGCUUAUUGGGCAGGAUCGGGCAGGAAAAACAAGUUUGAAGAAGUCUCUCAUUGGUCUACCAUUUAAUUCAAAAGAAAAAAGCACGGAUGGAAUUGAAGUGGAUCCUUCAAAAUUUCAGUUGGACGUUGGUGAAGUCAGGAAUUGGCAACCUAUUGAUGAGAGAAAGCAAGGAUUGCUAGGAUGCUCAAAAGAUGUGGCACAGGUGGUAGCGGAAAGGAUGUAUACUGAUAUUCCAGUUAGCCGUGUCUUUGUCAGGAAGGAGUUAAGAAUUGAAGCAGUACUUCAAAGUGAUGAUAACAAGAAUAGGAAACAGGUUGAUACUGAUGGAGAAAAGGAGGAUGUUUCUCCUGUGAACCAGGUUUGUUUUUGUUGGUUUUGAAUAGUGAUGUUUUUUCGUGAAUCCAUCAUUUACUUACUGCAAGAACGUCCUAACAGUAGUUAAUAUGAAUUGAUUAUCGCCAUCUUCAUAAGUUAGGUUAUAGUGACUUCCCAGUGCCCUUUGCCACAGUCUCCGUAUGGAAAAUAUGCGUGUAACAACUGCCAGAUCGUUUUCUAGCUCGUUUUCCAAUGCUGGUUAAAAUUUUUGACCAGCGUUUUUACACUUGUAAGUUUAGUUCCGAGAGUAGAAUGAUAAUACUAUCAACCAUUUAGUUAAAUUUCCAUGAUUGUACCCAUCUACACGUAAGCUUAGCCUUUGGGUUAGUAGUGCGUGUGCAAACCAAAGUGAGUUUAGCCAUAUCUUUAUUUAUACUUUUAAGUGUUAAUUAGGCCUUGAGCAUAGCUUUCUCUUAUGUUGUUGUUGUUGUUGUUAAUCACAAUGUCGCUAUUUUCUUUUUUUAUGCCAGUAGUAAAGCCAAGGGGCUGGGAAGACUCAAUCAAACAUCAUUUUCCUAUACGUCCUUAAACUCACUGUUCCUUAAAAAAAUGCAAGAGCAUAUUAAUGUUGUGGAUACCUCAUGCUUCCAAUAAUCGUGCCUCAAUGUUUGAACUUAUUAAGAAUUUUCUGUCAUCAAAAACAACUUUAAAUGGCUGCAUAAUCGAAUGGGAGGGUGAAGAGGAAUAAUUAGGUGUUCAUCAUUCCAUUAUUCCAGCUCGAACAUUUUUCUUAUUCUAUUCUUUCAGUAAAAAAAGAACAACUUAUUCCGUUGAAAACAUCUGCUUAUUCCAUUAUUCCGCGCCACAAAAUGGCAUUAUUCCAUUCUUACAACAACAAAAAUUCCGUUAUUCUUACUCCAUUAUUCCUCUUCUCCCCCAAAAGUCGAACCAGCCAUGUUAAGUCUUUCAUAAUCAGAAUCAACAGCUAUUUUCUGUUUCUUUUUUUCAUACUCUGCUUCAGGUUGGUGAUCCAAACGAAGACCGUGUUGAUGAACCCACAUUAACAGGACCUGAUCAUGAGUUAGUGGUUGAUACUACUUCACCUCCAGAGGAGAUCAAGGAACGAGCAGUUCAGUUGAUAAAGGAAAUACAAGAUGAAGAUUUUACGGCUGAAGAAUCUGUUGUCAGUAUUGAACUGUGGGAUUUUGCUGGACAACACCUGUAUUAUGCAUCCCAUCCUGUAUUUUUAUCAUCACGUGCGCUGUACAUUUUGGUGUGCAACCUCAGCAAGCCACUGCAUGACACAGCCAAGCCCUGUGUGAGACAAGGAUCUCGUAAUGUUGAGUUGGAAAACCCAAAUGGAGAAACAAAUCUUGAGAACUUGUUGUCUUGGCUGUCCACAGUGCAUAGCGUCGCACAGAUGAGAAGAGAAACCUGUGAUGAUGUAGAAGCAGAGGUGCCUCAUUAUUUACGUCCCCCAGUGAUCAUUGUAGGAACCCAUGCAGACAAACCAUUUGAAGACAUUGCAACAAUGAAAACAGAAAUCCAGAACGCAAUUGGUGGUAAGGACUAUGAAGGACAUGUGGUGCGGCCUAUCUUCAGCAUUGACAACACUGCAAAAUUAACUCAAAGAAAGAUCAAGACAAUGGUUUUCGGGAAAGAUGAAAACAUUGAGGAGAUCCAAGCUCUACGAGUGAAAAUCAUGGAAGUGCUAAGACAGGAGCCUUACAUUGGGGAGAGGAUACCUGUGGGGUAAAUAAUGGUUAUACAAGAACAGAAUCCAUUAAAGUAAAUUUUAAAUAAUUUCCAUGUCAAAAGUUGAGCUGUGAACGCACUGGGAUUACUGUUUAUGUGUAUGGCGUUUGUUUCCGGCAGUCCUUAUAAGAUUUUUCUUUGAUAUGCGAUGUGUUCUUUGAUAUGCAGGUGUCAUUAGUAACUCAUUGACUGUGACGCUAUAUAAAAGCGUGAAAGAAAUGAAUACCUCGUUGAUUGAAACAAGUUAACCAUGAAAAGUAGUUUUGACUGGCCUUAAGGAAUAUUAUGUCCUGAAGCGUUUCACAAUCUUAUUUCGAAUUGGUCCAAAAGCACUGUGUACAUUUCAUGUUCGUUUUAAAAAGGUAAAGUAAUCGAUCUGUGGUAAACUGCAUAACUGCACAGGGUUACCAUUUAAGAACAUGCUCAGCUGUAUUAGUUAAACUUAUUUAAGCAUAUAUUUAUUUCAUUUCAACUUUAGAAAGACCAUCAAUACUAACUAAUAAAAAAUCUUCACGGCUUUUCACAAGUCAGCAGUCAUGUUUUGAAACGUGUGUAUGCUUCUGGCCCCGGUUGUUCAAACCGUGAAUCACUAUUAAGCUGGAAAAUAUCAGUAAACCUAAUGGCACUUUCCACUGGAUUUUGGACAGAUAUUUAUCCAGGGAAAAGAUUUAUCCACCUUUCGCACAACUGGGCCCUGUACUUAAGUCAGUACUGGUAUACUGUGUAUUUGUGACAUAUGGAUACUUAAACUCGUGCUAUCAAUUUCCUCUUUGGUUUUGUAAACUAGGUGGCUGAGCUUUGAGAAAGUCAUCAACGCUUUGCUUUCCAAGCCAGUUUAUUACCUGAGUAUAACAAAGUUACGGAACCAUGCCAAGGAGAAGAGCUUCAUCGAUGACCAUGAAGGGUUUACCACCAUGGUGAAUUUCUAUCAUGACUUGGGGAUAAUUAUCAAGCACCGUAGCACAGUCAUCCUAAGUACCCAGUGGCUGAUAAACUUGUUCGGACAGCUGAUCACUAUUCCAGAUUUUACGAAGAUGGUAAGAAAUGGAUUUUAAACGUGUUUUAAAACUUGCAAGGUUUAUAAUAGUCCACAUUUUGGAUGACAUCACAGGUUUCCAACCGUGCGGUAGCUAAUAAAAAUAAUUAUUUCAAGUGCAUUUCCCGCUAUCUUUUUGAAAAUGUUAACUGUUCCUCAAAGAUUUGUAAACAGCAAAAUCGUAGUUGAUUGGACUACUAUUUAAUAUUUCCCCAGUGUAAAACAGUUAGGGUAGGCGAUGUAAUUCUGAAAUGAACUCUUAUAGCAAACCUAUAACAACUGAAUUUGUACUAACGCCUGGUCAGCAGUCGUCCCUGUAAUAAGCCCGCUAUACUGACGUCACUAAGAGGAAGCAUUACACUUUCACUGCACUUUCUUAUUUGAACGUUGUAAUAUCCCAAGAGGAUUCUUGUUUCAAUUUCGAAGGACAUUAGGUGACGUCACGAGGUACCCGCGAACAGUAAGAGAAGCUUAUAACCAAUUUACCCGCAAUUUACCUUUUAUGUAGGCUCAAAGGAAUCGGACAACCAAACAUAGUAAAAAUACAUAUUGUAUAUAGAAAGGAAACCUGACUUUUCUCUGCCCUAACUGAUGCACGCGAAGAGCGAAUUGCGAAAAAUUUAUAACACUGCUCAACCUACACGAAAAAACGAAGAAGUUUAGCUUGUAUCAAGCAGUAUUGCCUCCCACGCUGACUUCCUUUUGGCUCGUUACGCAACCCUCUCCAACUAGAUUACAACUAGUCUCUUCCUCAGGGAUAGUGGAGCGAGCGAAUUACGCGAGCACGAGUGAAAUUUGUCACCCUCUAGGAAGGUGACAAACGCUCCUGUAUUUUAAUCGCUCAAAUAUUCCAGAGGAAAAUAAGGGGCCACUCGUAGUGUAUCCUCAGUAGUAUAUUAGGCAUAGAAUCAGCCUUUUUUGUGGUGGAAUCUUCGCUGGAAUACAUAAACGCCGAUGACGUCAUAACCUUCAUGAAUAAGAUGCUGUUGAAUCUCUUUAAAGGGUUAAAAAUAACACACGGCCUUAUCUCAGGGUCAGUUUACAUCGAGGUGGAGGACCCUAGGUAGGUGAGGUAACCCGCUGCUGGUCACCCCAGCUAUCAUGUAAACGUGGUCAAAUUAAAAUGAGACAUUAUGUGGAUAGGCGGGUUACCUCACUUGCCUGAGGUCCCUCACCUCUGUGUACACUGGUCCUACGAUAAGGUCGUGUUCUAUUUGUUAACCCUUUGGACAGGUUUUCCAGUUAUUUCUUGGUAGAAGGUCUUGCUUUUUGAUUGGUCGACGACUAAAUGUAAGAACUAGGAAAAGUAUUCAUUGGUUGAUUCAGGUUGUCGAAGGAAUAAGCGCUAACUCGCCUGUGACGUAGUUGUGCAAGUUACAUUUCAUACCGUUCUCAUUGUUCAAUAAGUUGUUUAGGUUUACUAUGCGCGCAAAUCGUUAAUUUUUCAUGAGUACGAAGCCACACUAGCCAUUUCUAUCACGAAAAACAUUUUUCCACUUUCCCACAUCCCUUUUUCCUUUUCCACAUUUCAUGAUUUCACAUUGUUUCCUUCCACCACGACAACCACGUUUCUAUUGUUUUCUCUCAGCGCGAGGUUAUGGUGAACGUUGUGAAGAAAAGAAAACUUAACUUCGUAAAUCUUCUAACGUGAUUGGAAAGAAUUGUGUGACGAACCAAACGGAGGGCUGCUUAGAAGGCUAUCCUCUUUACUUUUAUUCACACUGUAGUACUUGCUAGGCAGACUACGUAACUUUUUCUUUAUAUGCGUCCCCACACAAAAACGGAAAAUUCUAGAUCUUUUUCUUUGUUUGUUGAUUAAAAUAUUAAAUAAAAUAACCAACAAUUUACAAGUGCAUUAAUUAACUGUCUCAAAAUUCUCCCAAAAUAUCACUAUUCUAAGAAAGCUUUGUUAUUGUCCUUCACCUUAUUCCGUCUUAGGUUCCUAAGGUUGCCAAGCACUGGAAGGAAGUUAAAGAAAGUGGUGUUCUCUCCAUGGAACUGGUUGAUCUUGUGUUUUCCAACUUUCUCCUGAAGGGUGUUGCCGGGAGAGACAUUCUUGAUUUGAUGGAACAAUUUGGAUUGAUUGCAAAAUUUUCAUCUUCAAGGACAGGUGAAAAGUAUUUUGUUCCAUCUCAACUCAAAGCGUCGCCUGAUUCCCUUUGUUCCAUGGCGCCUACAAGGCUGGACCCUUGUCCCCUGUAUGUUUACUUUGUUAGCGGUUCUGUUCCCCAUGGUCUGUUCACUCGGCUUGUUUCUCGAUCUGUCCGUUGGUGUUCUGAGGCUGGUCCAACUCAGUCCCCUACCCUGUACCAAAAUGGAGCUUGGUUUGUUAUUGGGAAGCAAACUUUCCAUGAUUUUGUUCUUAUUUGUAAGAAGCAGUUUAUUAAGUUUUUUAUCACGCAAAGAAACCAACUUCAGCAGAUCUCUGUGGAUGACACAAGUGAGGUGGCGGUGCAGGUUCGUAAGUUUGUGGAGGCAACUUUGCGAGCUUUGUCACGUGAUCUCUAUAAAGGUGGAUUGCAGUAUCAUAUUCGGGUUGCCUGUCCGUAUUGUCAGCGGGAAAAGUGUUCAAGGCAUGAUCAGAUUGCAUGUUCUCAUGAAGAUUGUCUUCAUCUCCUUGAGUUAAGACAAGGCGAUCCUCUGAUUUGCAAAAAGAAACCUCUUGAGGAGGUACUCACAGUUACGGGACAGCAAAAGUGGUUCUCGCAAAUAGAAAGUAAGGUAGGUAGCAGUAAAAUGCGAUCUCUAGCAGUGCUCUUAGCAUAUUACAUAUAGCAAGCGAAUACACAUACUACUAAUAAAAACUUAUGUCCUUAAAAGGUAGCCAGACUAAAAAGGCUUCAACAAAGUCUAUACGUGUGAUUUGUUAGGUUAUAGUAUGAUGUACAACGUAUGCCUUCAUUUAUCGUGCCACGAGCUCCACUGGAGUGUAAGAGAAGGCUUUGUUGCUGUCAACUUAACGAACAUUGGUUCUUAAAGGAACUGGUUCACGAUAAUGCGCAUGCGCGCCGUUUGUCUCUUCAGAAUAUAUUUGUCGGGUCAACACUAAAUUCGAAAUCGCCAUUACCGGUACAAUCAUUGAAAAUCCUUCGUUUUAUUCGGACAUCCGUCGCUUUGGCUGGUCUAGUUAUACUUCGGUAGUGGUGAUUAACGUGUGGUUGUGUCGUUUGACUGGUUACGUUUUAAGAAGACGCAAAAAAUAAUGUUUUGAUCAUAGAGGUUCAGAAGAGCAUCGUGGCCGUCCGGCAACAGGACGUUCUCAAGAGUCUCUGGAGAUAGAGAAGCUUAGCCGAUCGAUCUGGUAUGGUUCUAGGAGUACUGUGUGGCAUACGAAAAGAAUACACGACACUUGGAAAGUGGUUAAAGGCAUGAUUUCGUUCAACUUUGAUUUGAUUUUUGAUUCCGACCUGUAGUUAUACCGCAACAGGCCGCGCGAUCUUCACCGAUCUGGUACACUUGAAAUGUUCCUUGUAUCAUUGCUUUACGAUCGUAUAUGUUGAAGAAUUGAUGUUUUUAAAAUAAACUAUUGCCUGAAUAUUCUGUUUAUAAUCUAGUUUCUUUAUGUGUGCUACUCGAUAACAUUUGUUUUGCGGAACACUGACCCGAUGCAACGCGAAUGAAUUUGUUCAUUUGCUGAUAAGCAAUUGAAAUUUAUGCUCAAUUAAGGAUAAUCUUUAUACUCAUACGUUGUGUGUUUUUGUCACCGGUCAGGCGCUAUUUGUAGGUAUUUCUGGGUUUAUAUAAGGCGAACUGAGAGAACAGUAAUAAGAUGUUUGUUUACAAAUUUUGUUUGCCGAUCGGUGACUGUUUUGUUAGCGUGGGUACGACCUCGUAAAAAUACACGUUGGUAAAUGUUUGUUUCAAAGCAGGACAGGGCUGUAAAUCUUAUUCUUAACGGCUGCAACAUAUAUCUGAGGAGUAGCAAAGAAUAAACUUGAAUUAUGGGGAUAAAUAAAAUCAAACCAAAUGCCCGGAAAUACUCUCGCGUCGCGAACAAUUAAUUUGAAUUUUGUAAAUUUACUUGCGUGCAACCAACUCGCUUCCGAUUGGUUGAAAAACAAUCAGCUACUGUCAGAACUCACACAUGCGCAUUAUCGUGAACCAGUCCCUUUAAUAUCAUGUAAGUUGAUAAGGUCAAUUGGCUACCAUGUAUUACUAAUUGUUAUUGGCCUGUAGGCAUAGCAGUGGCUAUAUAACUUUUUCCCAAGUCUUUUUUAACGUGCUGUUUGCUUUGCGGUUGAGCAAUAAGUUUAUAGCAUCUAACGUGUUGACAUGUUUUGCAAACUUUCAUUCAAAAAGGUAGAAACCCCCAGAUGUAAAUUUUAUAUUUUAUAAUAUGCAAUUUUGGUUGCUAUGCAGGAAGCGCGUACUCCAUUAUCAUCACCUGGUACUGCACAAGCUCGUCCAGAGCGUCUGGUACUGAAAGUUACACUUCUCGCGAAUGAGUGGGGGUCGUCUAAGGGUGGCUUGUCAACAAUAAACAGAACUCUUGCCAUACAUUUGGCAAAAGACGCAAACGUAGAAGUCACCAUUCUUGUACCUGAAUUUGAGUGUGGCGAAGAGGAUAAGAGAGCUGCCAAUAGUCACAACAUAUCCAUCCGGGAAGCAGGGCGCCUUCCUGCCUUCAGUGAUCCUCUUGACUGGUUGAGUUUUCCACCAGAUGACCUUGACAUCCAGGUUGUGAUCGGCCAUGGAGCAAAGCUUGGCAGACAAGCGCAAAUUAUCAGAAAGUCUCAUUGCUGCAAGUGGGUGCAGGUUGUUCACACUGAGCCUGAAGAGCUUGCGAUGCAUAAGAACUAUCCAAGCGCCAUUGCCAAGGGAGAAGGGAAGAACAGAGCUGAAGUUGACCUUUGUCAAAUUGCAGAUCUCGUUGUAGCCGUUGGACCCAAGUUAAAGGAAGCGAUCGCGUGCAAGUUGCGUUCAUCUCAUCGAGACAUCUUUCAAUUAAUACCAGGUUCCUUUGCAGAGUUUUCAGAUAUUGAACAUGCUGCACAAGAUGGUGUAAAUUUCAGAGUAUUGACCUUUGGUCGCGGUGAUUUGGAAGACUUUAGUCUUAAAGGAUACGACAUUGCCGCUCAAUCCAUAGUUGAAUUGAAGGACAGUACUUAUAGCCUUGUUUUCGUUGGUGCUUCCGAUGGAAAGCAGGAUGAAGUGGCAGAAAUCUUACUCCAAACUGGCAUUUCAAAGAACCAGCUGAUUGUGAGAUCAUUUGUGAAAGACAAAAAAAGAUUGAGAGAGUUGUUUUGUGAAGUUGAUCUGGCCAUCAUGCCAUCAAGAACUGAGGGGUUUGGUUUGACAGCAUUAGAGGCCAUGUCAGCUGGUCUUCCCAUUCUAGUUAGUGGAAACUCCGGAUAUGGAAAAGCACUGCGUGCUCUUCCAAUGGGUGAGUCAUUUGUGAUCGACUCUGAUGACCCCAAGGAAUGGGCAAAGGCAAUUGCAGCCAUCCGUCAAAAAUCAAGGACACAGCGGCUUGAGGGAAUCCAAAGACUGCGAAGAAGUUAUGAUGAAAGAUUCAGUUGGGAGGGACAGUGCCAGGCCCUUGUUGACAGGAUGUGGAAGAUGGUCUAUGGUAAGAAAUCAAAUUUACCGACAGGAAAGUAACGAUAAUAAUAAUAAUUAGUAUACUUGAAAAUGUUAAAAUGCAUAUCUUAUCAGAAUUAUCCUUCAUUUGACCUUCGUCAUUCAUCGCUGCAUGUCUAUUGCCUCUGCAAUAGCGAGUGCAUAAAUACAUUUUUACUACAUUAUGUUUCGUGGUCCAUGUGCAUCGCUAUUGUCGUUUGCCUUUUUAACCUUAAUGUUGGCAUUCACACUCUCCACACUGUUCUCCAUACAUAUCUUGUGUUACUGAUGAGGAGAAUUUGUUUAAUAAUCAAGAUCUUUUUUACCGGCUUAUCAAUUCCAUUCUUUAAAACUUUUAUGUAUAAUUUUAUAAAAUGUUGGCUACACUUGAAGGAGUUAAGGAUAAAAGAAAAUUAAAAUCUAUAACAUUGCGAUACAUCAAAGUCAUCUGAUUUCUAUUCAUCUGCAGCAGCAAUGGUGGGGUUCUCUUGUAUAUAAAAAGGAAGUAACAAAAAAAGCCCAGCCGAACUUUUGGCUAUAACUUAUAACAAAAAAUGAAUGGAGGGCUUUUAGGGUUGGAAUCUUCCUUUUUUUAAGAGUGACAUUUUUUUGUUAUAAUCAACACUUUUUAAUUUACAGGUCUUGAAAAAACCAACGAAGGUGACGUUCCACCGAGCGACUGUGGAAAAGUUGCUGCAACAGGACCGAUGGCAGGUAAUGUAAUUGUUUGCUUUGUCAAUUAAAGCAAAGACAUGAUUUAUUGUGCAGUACAGUGCGGUUAUUUUCUUCUGUUGAACAGGGGUGCUUUCGAUUAUUCGGAUGCUUUUAGCUUUUCAAUGUUUAGUGUAGCAUCUCCGAGUAAACUAACGUAAAAUAACUGUUUCCCUCUCCCGCUUACAGGCCAAACCAUUUAAAUUCACUGCUAAUUUAAACUUUACAGGUGUUGAAAAAACCCAAGAAGAUCGCGUUCCACAAAUUGGUUUUGAAAAAGAUGCUGCAACAGGACCGAUGGCAGGUGAUGUCAUUGUUUGCUUUGCCAAUUAAACCAAAGCCAAAAUAUAUUUUUGCAGUAGAGUGAAGUUACUUUGUCCUUUUAAAACUACAGUAGUUUUUCUGAAAUUGUCGACUGUUGUAAGCUUCAGACCAGUGCACUGUGCUGCACCUGUCUUAUGGAACUCGCUGCCAUUAACUAAAAGAACAAGUAGGAGCCUCGCCAUUUUUAAAAAGCAUCUUAAAACAUUUCUUUUUAGGAAAGCUUAUAAUUUACUAGAAUAACUUUGAAGUUUAGUGCUUUGAAUGUUUUAAUUUUAAUUUUGUAUAGAAUUUUAGACUUUUUCGAUUUUCGCAUAGCAUGGAAUUUUUUUGCUAUUGUUGUUGUUAUUAUUAGCUUUUAGGAAUUGUUUUAAUUGUAACUUAAUUUUAAGCACUUUUGAAUAUUUUAUAGUUCUAGCACUAUACAAACUCUUUAUCAUUGUCGUUAUCAUUAUCAUCAUCUCCUAUAAAACUGGCGUGAAAUAACCUCUAUCUUAUUUUGUCUUUUUCAUCUUCUGCUUACAGGUGAACCCAUUUUCCUUGCACUUCAACAAAUCCUGCUGGAAGCACGCAUAGAGUCCAGCAAAACUGAGUUUUCGGAAGCUUUAAAGAGGACUGCGUUGGAAAAAGGUUUUGCGAUUUCUGACAAUCAAGGAGAGGGAAACUGCAUGUUUUUUGCACUUUCAGAGCAGCUUGACCUCAUCAAAGGAAUUCAAAUGUCCCAUGAUGAGUUACGCCGAACUGUUGUACAACACCUUCGGGAAAACCCCAGGCUGGUAAGUACCUUAUAACUUUAUUAUCUUAACUAACAUAACUUUAUUAUUUAUAUAGCGCAAAAUACAUGGGUAUAUGAUCUAAUGCGCUUAUUAUUACCUUAUUAGGGUGCACACAUUUGCAGUAUACGAGCGUAGCUGUGGCAUUUGCCCGCUACAUUGUUUUAAUUCCUCUUAAAGUUAAAAAAAAAAUAAGGCCCUGUCCACACGUAUCCGAAAUACGGGUCCACACGAAGCGUAUUGGGAUCUUUUUCGCCCGUCCACAUAAAAACGCUAAGAUGAUUGAAAUACGAUAGCAUCGAUUUACAGAGCAUGUGUAGUGUUGUAUUCUAAAACCUCUGUAUUCGUCCAUCUCUCUCGUCUCCACUAUUGGGACUGUUUGUUAAAACCUGCGUUUUUGAUGCUAGAAAAUGUCGGUCACGUGUGGGCGAAAAGCUAAAUUGCACAAAUAAAGCUCCGAUUUAAAAAAAAAAUUUCCGGAUACGUGUGGGCGUGGCCCUUAAAUUCCUGCGAUUAAAUUUGACGGCUUUACGGGUAUGCUGAAUAUGAAUUCACCUUUUAUGAGAAAAACAACAGCUAGCUCUGCACGAGCAUCACGUUUUGCUUCUUCGUCCACUCAAUCAAUCAAUCAAUCAAUCAAUCAAUCAAUCUUUAUUCCUCCUAAGAUAAAAGAUAUGUAAAACUAAGGCGCUAAACAGGUGAUCUACUUCACCUUGACUGAAACCUUCCUUCCGUAAUGAUCUUAAUACAAUCAGACACUUAUUUGCCUCAAUCAACUUAGCACGUAAGUGUUCGCUAUAUUUACUAUUCUCCUGAAACGUAGCACCUAAAAUGGGCAACUCCGUGCAUCGCGGAAUGUUACUAACUUGCGCAAUAGCCUGAAUAAAACCAUCCUUGCGAAUACUAAAUAAGUACGGACCACUCACACUGCCCUGUGUAAUGCCCCUGCUCACACAUUGCCAUUGUCCUUGAAAACUGUUGUAAAUAAUGCACUGUUGACGAUUCUCAAGAAAGCUUAAAUACCAGUUGAUUAUGAAUGGAUUUAACGGUACAUCCUUAAGCUUUUAAGACAAAAGUUUACGAUUAACGCUGUCGAACGCUUUACUGAAAUCCAUGGCAAACAAACGUACGGGUUUACACUUAGGGUCAUCUAGAUAACAAUAGACGGUGUGCUGUCACGGGACUUAUCUCUUCGAUUUAUGAAAAAAUAUUAUAAGCUAAUGGAAGUUCUACAUAUCUUUCUAAUUGUUUUUAAAGUGAAACCGAUAUUUAACCCGAUUUAGCCAAAUGUAUCCUUUACGGAAUAAGUGAAACAUAAUACUAAUAAAGAACAUUUAGAAUAUAAAUUUAAAUUCUAUAGUCGCAGGGAUAUGUUUUCCUGCAUUUUGAAGCUGCAGACAAUGACAUUCAACAACCAAUACCCACCCACACAAACUGGACUUUUUGGUUCUCUUUUAAUAGCUCUGCUCAUAAUAAUCUUUACUCAAAGUCACUGUCAGCAUCUGAGCCGUAAUCAGAGUCAGGGUCAGAGUCUACAUCUGGAAGGUCCAGUUGUUUUGUAAAAUCCUUUGCCUACUGCCUUAAUUUUUCAAUUCAUGAAUUCCUCAGUAGUGAAGUUGUACGAAAAUUAUUUGAAAUCAGAUUCCCAUACAAACACCGUCAGUGGCGUCGGAAACCGUUUGGUCUAUUCUACAAAUAGAUGAAGUGCGGCAGACAAACAUUUGGAGAGACGAAGAGUUUUCGCCAGAAGGUGAAUCACAAAAGUAUUAGUUUAACAACUUAUCUUUAAAAUUUCAAUGACUAGAUGGGAGGAGCACUGUUUUAACGUGAACGCACCGAAAAUUAAUUCAUUGGCGUAAACCAUAAGACAAAUCAAAAAUCACGCUUCGCUUCGUUGAACAUGAUGAUUAAGCCAUUCAAUAUAUACAGGCAAGUAAAAGGUUAAAUCACGAAGAAGUCUACUCACCUCUUGGCCUUUUCUCUACUGGAGGCCCUUUGGUUGAAGCCGAAAAAUAAUCCGCUAUCGAACGCGUUCUUUUCUGGGCCGCCAUGCUCACGUGCUCCCAACACUGAUACAUUUCAGGUGGUCGUUUAUGAAGCACAGUUCUUUCGAAAUGUGUUAUGAGGCGAUUGUUGUUUUUAACACAUAACGAACGAGGGGAUUUCAUGCCGCGUGUAAUAAAGUGGAAAUUGCACGGCAAAGUAUGUUUUACACUUGAUAAGACUCAUCCAGAAAACGGCACGAUUGUAACUUAAAACUGUUUUUGAUCGUUCCUUGUAUUAAAAAGAAGGUCUUUGAGAUGUAAAGCAGCCGGUCAAUUUGCCCGGUGCCCGGUCCUUAAUGAACCCCAUGGGCCAUACAUCUGUCGCUUAUUUCUUUUUUUCUUGCCACCAAGAUUUGUUUAUAUUUCUGUUUCACCGAAUUGCAGUGAGCUGGCUUUCGUACUCGGUUUCAAAGUGAAGUUUGGGUCAGCAUGUUUGCCGCUUUUUUCCAGCCAUCGUCCACUUGUCAAGCUUCUGAUGCUUCGGAAACCUACAAAAUCAUUCUGUUUCCUUGAAGAUAUACGCGUCCCUUUUGAUUGCAAACAGCAAAUCGCUACUAAACAUUAAAAGCAGAAGACAUCCCACGUAAUUGUAUUUAUAAAGAAGUCCGUAGAAAGUUAUUUCAGGUGGAAUCCGUGCUAAACACUCUGCAAGUUCACUGAAAGUCUUCAAUUGUAAUUUUUGUUUAUCCUACAACGCCUCGCUUUCAUGACUAGGCACCAGUUUUUUCCCGCGUGUCCGCCAUUUGUGAAUACGGUGUAUGCGGGCUCAUUUAAGCCUUUCCGGUUGUAGUUACUUGUGCUGAUAUUUACGAGUGUAAUUACGCUCAGCUCGGCGACGAGCGACGACGUUGUGCCGGUUUGUGACAACGAUCAGGUACAUAUAGAAUUUGAAAUGUACUAACUUUAGAAACAAAAACAUCUUCCCCAUCAAGUUGAUAUGUUCAUUUCUUCUCGCCGAAAAAAACACCAGCAAAAUGUUUUGUCAUGAUCCAGAGCAACAAUGAGUUCUAAUGCCUUUUCCAAUCAUUUUGUGGGAAGAUAAGGAAUCCCUGAAUUAUGCACAUCAAUUUAUUUGUAGUUACACACUCACCGCUUUUGUAUCGGAAAUCUUACUCGUUUUGCGGCACUCUCUCGUACUAUUUCUGCCUCAUCUACUAAUGCUUUUAUACCAUGUACUUUCCAUGAAAUAUUUCGAAGAUGUUGCUUUGUUUACACCAAAGUAGAGGAGGAUUUUUUGUUUUUAUGGCCACGUACAUACCUUCGAUUGUUGUCUUGUCACAACCCGCACAGCGCCGCAUAGCGCUGAUCGCGGCCGAGCGUAGUUACACUCGUUAUAAAUAUCACCACACGUAAUUACAACUAAAAAGCUUAAAUGAGCUCCUACAUUUAUACUUAAAUUUGCACUAUAUAUUUCGAGACCUUUUCUUCACGUAGAUAACUGAAUUCAGUAACCACAAAUUUCACUCUCAACCUCAAGCAAGCAGUGUUUAUCGAUAGAAUUUAUCGCAUUAAUCACACAGAAACUCGAAAUUUCAACGCAUCAACUUUAGUCACCUCCCCUUCUCAUAAAAUCACGCCCUACAUUUUUUCGCAAUGUUCGCCCCCUGGCGAUCCCAUGAUCCUGUGCGCAAAACAUGGGUCUCCGAUUACUGGAAAAUCAUUCAUUAUGUGGGUCAUGUCUUCAUUUGGUCAUGAAGACACCUGUGACUUAAAAUCACUGAACCAUGACGCCCUCAGUGUCCAUUGCAGGCAACUUAGGGUGUGUUCACACUGUACCGUAUAGCUUUUUCGCCGGCACGAAAAUCAGUUCACACACAAGAACGGUGAUUUCGGCGCGAUUUCUGUUAAACGAAGAGAAGCUGUGCCUCGCCGAUCUCUUAAGUGGAGAGUCACAUAUUGGAUAGAUGUCGUGUCGUAACUAAAGGUUAUCCGGUAUUGUGUGAUCAUAGCUUUAUUGUUCUGGUUCCGGUUCACUGAUUCUUGGUGCGCAAAUGAGAGAAAGACGUCAUCGACGUUAAUUUAUUCCACUUCAAAAAAGGUGUCUAAUUAGUGCCUCCUACACUACUAAAGUGGAAAAAUCAUUUUUUUAGUGCCGAUACCAGUGGCGUCCGCCUUACAGAGAGCUGACAGCGCAGCUGCUUGAAUAUAUACCUUCUACAAAAGCACUUUACCCCUUUCUCUAUUAACUACAGUAUUUUCGUUUUUUCUUACAGCCAGAUGGGACAGAACUGUCUCAUUUUGUGGAUGGAUAUCCAUCUUGGGAUGCCUAUCUCACAAGCAUGAUGGCAGAUGGUACAUGGGGUGAUCACGUGAUCCUACACGGCGCGGCAAACUGUUUUCAAACGUGCAUCCACGUGAUUAGCAGUCUUCCGCAUCGCCAUGACGUAAUGAUCUGCCCAGAGUUUGAUGUUACUAGUAGCGGCCGGCUUGUGCUGGGUCACGUGUACGAGCUUCACUAUGUUAGCCUUAUUCCACAGAAAGGAGGUAAACAUGACUGA
This is a messenger RNA of Porites lobata, 15114 nucleotides long. The record is from the annotation of a GenBank genome assembly. NCBI's taxonomy places the organism in Eukaryota, Metazoa, Cnidaria, Anthozoa, Scleractinia, Poritidae.